CAUCCCCCUUUCCCUCCCUCUAUCCCCUCUCCCCCUCUCUCCCUCCCUUUAUCCCCCUCUCCCUCCCUCUAUCCCACUCUCCCUCCCUAUAUCCCCUCCUCCCUCCCUAUAUCCCCUCCUCCCUCCCUCUAUCCUACUCUCCCUCCCUCUAUCCCCCUCUCCUUCCCUCUAUCCCGUCCUCCCCCCCUCUAAACCCCUCUCCCUCCCUCUAUCCCUUCCUCCCUAUACCCCCCUCUCCCUCCCUAUAUUCCCCUCUCCCUCCCUCUAUCCCCUCCUCCCUUUAAACCCCUCUCUCUCCCUCUAUCCCAUCCUCCCUCCCUUUAAACCCCUCUCUCUCCCUCUAUCCCCUCCUCCCUCCCUUUAAACCCCUCUCCCUCCCUCUAUCCCAUCCUCCCUCCCUUUAAACCCCUAUCUCUCCCUCUAUCCCCUACUCCCUCCCUUUAAACCCCUCUCCAUUCCUCUAUCCCAUCCUCCCUCCCUUUAAACCCCUCUCCCUCCCUCUAUCCCCUCCUCCCUCCCUUUAAACCCCUCUCCCUCCCUCUAUCCCAUCCUCCCUCCCUUUAAACCCCUCUCUCUCCCUCUAUCCCCUCCUCCCUCCCUUUAAACCCCUCUCUCUCCCUCUAUCCCCUCCUCCCUCCCUUUAAACCCCUCUCUCUCCCUCUAUCCCAUCCUCCCUCCCUUUAAACCCCUCUCUCUCCCUCUAUCCCAUCCUCCCUCUAUCCCCCUCUUCCUCCCUCUAUCCCCCUCUCUAUCCCGCCUUCCCCCUCCUCUGCUUCCCUUGGAACACAGCAUUGUGUUUCUCCCCUUGGCUGGGGGAGCCGGGGCCCUUCUGUCCCUUCUGUCUCCUUCACAGGUGACUGUUGGGGGUCCCAGCUGGCCAGCCUCUUGCCCGAUUAGAUCCAUAUGGAGGAUGGGGGACAGAGGAAGGAGGGAGGAGGAGGGGGCCUGGGCAAUCGAGGCAGCAACGACAGUGGUGAGAAGAAGACCCCUGCCAUGCCCGGCUCUCCUGUGGAUGUCAAGACUCAUUCCAGACCAGUCCCCAGACCAGUCCCCAGCAGCAGCAGCGCCACCAUGCCGCCCCUGCCCUCCGUGAACCCCAGCGGACCCCGGCCAGCCUCCUUCUCCUCCACCACUCUGACCAAUGGAAUCCACCACUCCCCGCCCACCCUAAAUGCUGUGCCCUCGCCGCCCCAGCGCUACAGCAAUGGGCCUAGCUCCUCCUCUUCCUCCUCGCUGGCCAAUCAGCAGCUCCCGGCCACAUGCGGCGCCCGACAGCUCAGCAAGCUCAAGCGCUUCCUGACGACGCUGCAGCAGUUCGGCAACGAUAUCUCACCCGAGAUCGGAGAGAGUGUCCGCAACCUGGUGCUGGCCCUCGUGAAUUCAACAGUCACCAUCGAGGAGUUCCACUCAAGGCUCCAGGAGGCCACCAACUUUCCCCUGAGGCCCUUCGUCAUUCCCUUCCUCAAGGCCAACCUGCCCCUGCUGCAGAGGGAGUUGCUCCACUGUGCGCGUGCGGCCAAGCAGACCCCAGCCCAGUACCUAUCCCAACACGAGCACCUCCUACUCAGCACCACUCUGGCCUCGCCCCCCGACUCCUCGGAACUGCUGCUGGAGCCCAGCGAGAGAGAGAGAAACGCGACAGUUAAGAGACACAGUCCUAACAGGGGAAAAGAGAACGGCUUCCACGAGCGCCCCCCUGCCCCCCUGGAGCCCCCGGCUAAGCGCAUCUGCACCAUCAGCCCGGCGCCCCGCCAUAGCCCGGCCAACCCCCUGCCCCUCAGCGCUCAGCUGCACCCCACGCCGCCCCCUCUGCAGCACUACGCCCUUGAGGACAUCAGCGCCCCCCAUCUGCUGCACCGGGAGAGCGGCCACCGGAUACUGGAGCUCCGCGAGCUCAAGGACAGGCCUAGACUACCUGGCUCUAACGGGGGUUACCGCGAGGAGCCCGUGGACCACAGGCUGACAGACAGAGAGUGGGCCGACGAGUGGAGGCAUCUGGAUCAUGUGUUGAAUUGCAUUGUUGAGAUGGUGGAGAAGACGCGGCGGUCAGUGGCUGUGCUGCGGCGCUGUCAGGAGUCGGACCGCGAGGAGCUCAACUACUGGCGGCGGCGUUCCAGCGAGCAGGAAGACUCCCGCAAGGGAGGGGCCGCCACCAUGCCCACCCCCUUCUCCAAGACCCACAGUCCCCGCAAAGCAGCCGUUCCCGCCCCCUUCUCCAAGACCCACAGCCCCCACACAACCGAGGGACUCAGCAGUGAAUCCCAGAGAGACUUGGCGCCGCGACCAGGCUCGGGCUACGUGCCUGAUGAGAUCUGGAGAAAAGCUGAGGAGGCAGUGAACGAGGUGAAGCGCCAGGCCAUGGACGAGGUCCAGAAAGCAGUGGCCGAGGCAGAGCACAAGGCCUUUGAGAUGAUCGCGUCCGAGCGGGCCAAGAUGGAGAAGACACUGUCCGAGGCCAAGAGGAAGGCCACAGAGGACGCAAUCCAGGUCAUCAAUGAGCAGGAGGACUCAAGCGAGUGUUGCUGGAACUGUGGUCGCAAGGCCAGCGAGACGUGCAGCGGCUGCAAUGCAGCACGCUACUGCGGCUCCUUCUGCCAGCACAAGGACUGGGAGCGCCACCACCUCAUCUGCAGCCCCGGCCUGCAGACCCAGCCCAAGCCCGUGUCCGCCAUCACAGCUGCCAGGGCCGCUGCAGCCGCCGCCGCUGUUACCGCAGGAGCCAAGGCCCCCGAGAGCGUACCAACCACUGCCAGUCCCGGGGGGGAGAAGGGGUUGGUGGCCUCUCGUUCCUCCACCCCAUCCACUCCCACAUUAGUGCUAGAGACCAACGGGCAGUAAAAGCCAGGACUAGGACCAGUGAUACAGGCUCUCAAGAUGGCCUCCCUUCCCAUUUUCCUUCCAUUCUGUUGUUCCCGACUGUUUAAAUGGACACCAGGACCAUAUGCCCCAAAAUGGCUUCCUUUCUUUGUUUCCCGUUCCUCUUGAACUGCUGACGGUGAAAGGUGCUGGUUUCCAUUGUUCCAUCAUUUGACUGUCACCCGUCGGGGGUCUUUAGGUUAGCGUUUGGCUCUUCAGGUUCUAAAGGUAUCUAGGUUAGCAGUUGGCUAUUUAGGUUCUAAAGGUAUCUUUAAGUUAGUGGUUUCGAGGGAGAGGAGACAAGGGAAGAAAGAUGUUUUUAAAACUUGACCCUCAGCUCUGGACACCAACCUUAAUUUAGCCAAGGAAGUGACAUCAUGGACAGGAAGUGAUGUCACAGACAUUGAGUGAGCGGAGGAGGAAAUGAGGUCACUGAUGUCACCAGUCAUGUUACACAGAAAGAGGACAGAUUGGGAGGGGUUUGCUUUGGUAAUGGUGGGCAGAAGACAGACUCAUCUGCUUUGGUACUUGGAGGAUCCAUCUUCAACAGUUGGACAAACAGACAAUCUACCUGACAGAUGGACACUUGUUUCGCUUCAUCCAAAAUCUCAAUCCCCAGUAGAGUUGAGACAACUGAGGACGGACUUCAGACCCGGCUUUCUUUUUAAGGGGACAGUGGGGGGUGUAUGAGUUUUGGAAUGGUCUUUUAUACCCACGAGGGUGAGUGAUGGUCGAAGUACUCACUGCAUAUUUCCUAGUUUACCAUUGUGUGUAUAUAAAGCUAAGAGAAAAUGGUCGGUGUUGACAGUGUAAUAAACAGUACCAGGUCUAGAGAAAAGAGGGUUAUGGGUCGGUGUUGACAGUGUAAUAAACAGUACCAGCUCUAGAGAAAAGAGGGUUAUGGGUCGGUGUUGACAGUGUAAUAAACAGUACCAGCUCUACAGAAAAGAGGGUUAUGGGUCGGUGUUGACAGUGUAAUAAACAGUACCAGCUCUAGAGAAAAGAGGGUUAUGGGUCGGUGUUGACAGUGUAAUAAACAGUACCAGCUCUACAGAAAAGAGGGUUAUAGGUCGGUGUUGACAGUGUAAUAAACAGUACCAGCACUAGAG
Messenger RNA from Salvelinus fontinalis (brook trout), 3965 nucleotides. RefSeq names its product protein CBFA2T2-like. Lineage: Eukaryota; Metazoa; Chordata; Actinopteri; Salmoniformes; Salmonidae. Gene Ontology annotation, biological process: negative regulation of DNA-templated transcription; DNA-templated transcription. Bases 904 to 2838 code for a protein of 644 amino acids. The record is from RefSeq and is a predicted model, not a curated record. Gene Ontology annotation, molecular function: transcription corepressor activity. The transcript is spliced from 11 exons. Gene Ontology annotation, cellular component: nucleus.